Messenger RNA from Suillus clintonianus, 315 nucleotides. RefSeq lists its product as uncharacterized. Lineage: Eukaryota; Fungi; Basidiomycota; Agaricomycetes; Boletales; Suillaceae. The record is from RefSeq and is a predicted model, not a curated record. The coding region runs from base 1 to 315 and encodes 104 amino acids. The transcript is spliced from 2 exons.
AUGGGCCCCCAAGCCGAUUCUCACUCGUGCCCGCAAGAUGCUGGCAAGACAGGCGGAGAUGGAGAAGAUGAUGGUAGAACGGGCAGCAAGGGCAGCAAGGGAAGAAAGGGCUUCACGGAACGGCGGAUUAGCGGAGGUGGCCCAGGUGGGGGCGGCAGCAAAUGUCCGAGGACGACUAGUGGCGAAGUGGCGUGCAGUUUUGAGGAGAUUGGGUUGGGGGCGGGAGGAUUAGGUGGGGGCGGCAGCAAACGUCCGAGGAUGACUAGUAGCGUGCAGUUUGGAGGAGAUUGGGUUGGGGGCGGGAGGAUUAAGUGA